UAAUCCCAGCUACGUGGAAAACGGCAGAAAGCUGAUACAGACUUCGACCUUGGUCUUCAUAAUGCGAAUGUGUUCGUGCCCUGCGUAGUCGCAUUCCAUCCCUUGACAGCUCAACAAUGUGGACCUACAUGAUGGCUGCCGCCCGCGGAGAUCGGGGUAACUCAAUGAUGUCCACCAGAAGACGCCCCGAAACCGAAUCCCCAAAAUACGGAUACAACCUCUCCUCCCGCCCCAUGUACCGCACCACCCGCUUCGUGGGACCCGCCUCCUCAGCGCCCGCCCAGUUGCAGCUGCCCCAUCAAUCGCACCACCAGCAGCCAGGGGCGUUGCCGGUCCCACCUCCACUCGAAGAGAUUAGGGGUGGCUUGUUCGCUCCGUUUGCGCCAACCGCAGCGAUUUCUGUCGAACAGGCAGCCAGCUCGAUUCAUCAACUUCAUUAUCCACGCAGAAGUUGGCAAAGGACCCAUCGCCAUGGAAAUCAGGUUGAGGUGGAUGACGACGAGGAUGACGACGAGGAUGAUGAUGAUUUCGGUGGGGCUAAUGGUGAGGACAACCAAGAGGAAGUCAUUGCUCCGGCUGAUCUGCAGCAGCAUCGACACAAGCACCACCAGCUGCAGAACCAUCGCCACCAACGACAACAGCAGCCGCACCAGCAGCACUCCAGUGAUCCCAGCUACGUGGAAAACGGCAGAAAGCUGAUACAGACUUCGACCUUGGUCUUCAUAAUGCGAAUGUGUUCGUGCCCUGCGUAGUCGCAUUCCAUCCCUUGACAGCUCAACAAUGUGGACCUA
This is a messenger RNA of Drosophila miranda, 791 nucleotides long. RefSeq lists its product as uncharacterized. The coding region runs from base 117 to 752 and encodes 211 amino acids. Lineage: Eukaryota; Metazoa; Arthropoda; Insecta; Diptera; Drosophilidae. The record is from RefSeq and is a predicted model, not a curated record. The transcript has 4 exons.